AUGUCGUCGGAAUCUCAACCCAUCUCAGCAGAGCGGUUUGCCCUGGCCAUACAGGAUCUACCCGUCGAAAACUUGUACUCGAAGGCCAAAGAGAUAUCGAACUCGGUCUCUCACCUCGAACGUUCAAAUCAGCAGUUACAGGAGUACAUCGACAGCAUCCGUACGGACACUACUUUACCAGAAAGUACGAGGCAAGAAGGAGACAGGGACUGCGCCGAGGCGAUUCAAGAGAACAACGUUGUGAUCGAGCGGCAGAAAGAGAGGAUCGAUCUCUUGAAGCGUGAGGUUGAAAGAAGAGGCGGAAGAUGGCACGAAGCGGAUGAUGCCAAGGAAACAAAUGGCAGUACUGUGCAAACUACCACGGAGGAGGCUGCUCCGGAAGCACGCAGAAGCACAGGAGGUACGCUCACAGAUGAGGAGUUACGCAGACAAAUGAUGGAACGACUCGGGGAGGGAGACGACGAUGAGGAGGGAAUGCACCUAUGA
This is a messenger RNA of Exophiala dermatitidis NIH/UT8656, 486 nucleotides long. RefSeq lists its product as uncharacterized. Lineage: Eukaryota; Fungi; Ascomycota; Eurotiomycetes; Chaetothyriales; Herpotrichiellaceae. The record is from RefSeq and is a predicted model, not a curated record. The coding region runs from base 1 to 486 and encodes 161 amino acids. Gene Ontology annotation, molecular function: protein-macromolecule adaptor activity. The transcript has a single exon. Gene Ontology annotation, biological process: proteasome regulatory particle assembly.